Aaosphaeria arxii CBS 175.79 is the source of this 789-nucleotide messenger RNA. RefSeq names its product Hly-III related protein. The transcript is spliced from 5 exons. The record is from RefSeq and is a predicted model, not a curated record. Gene Ontology annotation, molecular function: signaling receptor activity. NCBI's taxonomy places the organism in Eukaryota, Fungi, Ascomycota, Dothideomycetes, Pleosporales. Bases 1 to 789 code for a protein of 262 amino acids. Gene Ontology annotation, cellular component: membrane.
AUGAAUCUCUAUCGAAGGCGUUCUCAAGAUGUAUCGAAGCAUAAGCAAAGCCAAGCGGGCUUGCUGGAAUGGCACGAAUUGUUCAACAUUCAUUCACAUAUAACUGGAGUCAUUCUGUUUAUCACUCUGCCAUUUCUUACAUAUAUGGAGAGAACCAACCUUGCGCUAGUGCAGACUGGUGAUAUUGUGGCGCUCUCCCUGUUUUUCUUUGGAGUUGCAACAUGCUUCUUCCUUUCCGCAGCCUAUCACACUUUUGGGAACCACAGUCCUCGUGUUGCAGCGUUGGGGAACCAAUUCGACUACCUUGGCAUCAUUAUUCUGAUGUGGGGCGCGACCAUACCAAGUGUUUAUUAUGGGUUCCAUUGUGAGCUAAGGUUACAGAUGCAGUACUGGCUGGUAAUAAGCAUGCUCGCGUUAGCCUGUGCUACAGCUACUCUCCAUCCAAGGUUUCGGCAUCCUACGCUUCGCAAAUAUCGUGCAGUAAUGUACUCAAGUCUAGGCUUCUCCUCUGUCAUUUUCGUGAUUCAUGGACUCAUACUAUAUGGAUGGGAGAGACAAAUGAAACGUAUGAGCCUUGAUUGGAUGGCUGCUACGGCCAGUUUCAACGUGAUGGGCGCUAUUGCGUAUGCCAUUCGGAUACCCGAGCGUUGGUCUCCUUACACCUUCGAUUUCUUCGGAAGCAGCCACCAGAUACUUCACGUAAUGGUCAUUAUUUCAGGCUUGGCGCACAUGAUGGGUUUGCUUAGAGCCUUAGACUAUAUAAAAGUCCACGAAACCCACUGCAUUUGA